Molecule: messenger RNA, 2369 nt
Organism: Doryrhamphus excisus (bluestripe pipefish)
Lineage: Eukaryota; Metazoa; Chordata; Actinopteri; Syngnathiformes; Syngnathidae
Gene: ints11
Product: integrator complex subunit 11
Biological process (GO): snRNA processing
Cellular component (GO): nucleus
Molecular function (GO): RNA endonuclease activity
Source: RefSeq, a predicted model, not a curated record
CAUACGUCUCUGAUGAACCAUUCUCAGGGCAAGCUAUACAAACGCAUAUGUUGACACAACACUGUAGCACAAACUACUGAAUUUAAACUGUUUCGAAGUUCACCCGGAUACGUCGUUCGGCUUGCUUUCGUGAUUUCGCCGCCAAGAAACAGGAAGCUAAUGCCGUAAAAUGCCGGAAAUAAAAGUAACACCACUGGGUGCUGGACAGGAUGUUGGACGCAGUUGCAUCAUCGUCUCCAUCGGAGGCAAAAAUAUCAUGCUGGACUGUGGUAUGCACAUGGGAUUCAAUGAUGAUAGACGCUUCCCAGACUUCUCUUACAUCACCCAGAACGGACGCUUGACAGACUUUUUGGAUUGUGUGAUUAUCAGCCAUUUCCACUUAGAUCACUGCGGAGCUCUGCCCUACAUGAGCGAAAUGGUGGGCUACGACGGCCCCAUCUACAUGACCCACCCUACCAAAGCCAUCUGCCCAAUUCUGCUGGAGGAUUUCCGCAAGAUCACCGUUGACAAGAAGGGAGAGACUAACUUCUUCACCUCGCAGAUGAUCAAGGACUGCAUGAAGAAAGUGGUCCCUCUUAACCUCCACCAGACUGUACAGGUGGACGACGAGCUGGAGAUCAAAGCGUACUACGCCGGCCACGUUCUUGGCGCAGCCAUGGUGCUCAUCAAAGUGGGCUCAGAGUCUGUGGUCUACACCGGGGACUACAACAUGACACCUGAUCGACAUUUAGGCGCUGCAUGGAUCGACAAGUGCCGCCCAGACAUCCUCAUCUCAGAGUCCACGUAUGCCACCACCAUCCGCGACUCCAAGAGGUGCAGAGAGAGAGACUUCCUGAAGAAAGUGCACGAGAGCAUAGAAAGAGGAGGAAAAGUUCUUAUUCCAGUAUUUGCCCUCGGAAGAGCUCAGGAAUUGUGCAUCCUCCUGGAAACAUUUUGGGAGAGGAUGAACCUGAAAGCGCCCAUCUACUUCUCUACGGGGCUGACGGAGAAAGCCAACCACUACUACAAGCUCUUCAUCACAUGGACCAAUCAGAAGAUCAGGAAGACCUUUGUUCAGAGGAACAUGUUUGAAUUCAAGCACAUCAAAGCCUUCGACCGCUCCUAUGCUGACAACCCGGGGCCAAUGGUCGUGUUUGCCACACCCGGAAUGCUGCACGCCGGACAGUCCCUGCAGAUCUUCAAGAAGUGGGCCGGGAAUGAGAAGAACAUGGUCAUCAUGCCGGGGUACUGCGUCCAAGGAACCAUCGGACACAAGAUCCUGAAUGGACAGAGGAAGCUGGAGAUGGAAGGCAGAGCCACACUGGACGUGAAGCUGCAGGUGGAGUACAUGUCGUUCAGCGCCCACGCCGACGCCAAGGGCAUCAUGCAGCUCAUCCGCAUGGCCGAGCCUCGUAACAUGCUGCUGGUGCACGGCGAGGCGGUCAAGAUGGAGUUCCUCAAGGGAAAAAUCGAGCAGGAGUUCAGUAUCGAUUGCUACAUGCCGGCUAACGGUGAGACUGCCACGGUGACGACGAAUCCCAGGGUUCCAGUUGAUAUGUCGCUCAACCUUCUCAAGAGGGAAGUGGCUCUGGGAGGACCUUUACCAGAUCCCAAAAAGCCACGCAUCAUGCACGGAACACUCAUCAUGAAAGGCAACGGUCUCAAGUUGGUGUCGUCAGAACAAGCUUUGAAGGAGCUGGGACUGAACGAGCAUCAGCUGCGCUUCACAUGUCGCGUGCAGCUCCACGACUCUCACAGCGACCCGGACACGCUCCGACGGAUCUACACGCACCUCAAGAGCAUCUUAAAGGGUUAUGCCAUCCAGCACCUUCCUGAUGGCACAGUAAUGGUGGAGUCCAUCGUCAUCAAAGUGUCGUCCUCCCCCGACGACGCCAACACCAAAGUCAUCCUGCUGUCCUGGAGUUACCAGGAUGAAGAUCUUGGGAGCUUCCUUUCGACUUUGUUAAAAAAAGGCCUUCCGUCCGGACUUUAAACUUUAAAAUGUUGAGGCACACGGACUUUAGGUAGGCUACACACAGACAACAAAACGUCGAUGGGAUUCAUUGUGACACACACCAACACUUAACGAGGCACAGCAACAUAAUUAUGUGUUGCCAGGCAGGUUUCAAGGACAGGGGAGGUCAGCAGGAGCGUGUCGUCACACUUGAGACGAUAACCAUACUGCAAGUAUCAUGAGUUUAUUUAUGCACAUUCACUCAAUCAUUUGUCAGGCUUUUUUUUUUUUUACCUAAGCUGGAUGGCGGGCGGGGGGGUCACUGCCUCGUUUGCUCCCGAUUGCAAAACAGCCACUGAUAUUGUGACAAAGUGCAAAAGUCAAUGUACAAAGUCAGUCAUAAUGAUAAUAAACACAUUUUUUUAAUGAAAAUGAA